Messenger RNA from Erinaceus europaeus (western European hedgehog), 1235 nucleotides. RefSeq names its product armadillo repeat containing 12 (gene ARMC12). Lineage: Eukaryota; Metazoa; Chordata; Mammalia; Eulipotyphla; Erinaceidae. The coding region runs from base 96 to 1199 and encodes 367 amino acids. The record is from RefSeq and is a predicted model, not a curated record. Gene Ontology annotation, cellular component: nucleus. The transcript is spliced from 6 exons.
CCUUGGUUCCUGGCCUUGUCAGGGUUCUGGUUCCGGAAGGCCUCUUCCAGUUGCCUGGGGCCUCGCUCCCCCUGUGCCAAGGCGGCACUGAAGACAUGGGCGUGAGCAUCCCACAAUGUGUGAAGAAAUUGGACUUUCGUAAAACUAUAGUGGGCCUCGCCACAGGUGCCGGAGCCAUCUACCUGCUCUACAAGGCCAUCAGGGCAGGCAUAAGAUGCCACCCACCCCUCUGCAGCAACUCACCUGUCUGCAUCGCCCGUGAGUGUCCGGACCCUGGGGAAAGGGCUCUGCCCCAGGAGGCACCUGCUCCCGAGGUCUCCAGUGUGGGAGGGCCCAAAGGCCUGGCAAUUGAGCGGGAGCGGCACGGACGGGACUCAGGUGAGCUUCGGAGGCUCCUCAACUCUUUGGAGUGCAAACAGGACCAGUUCACCAAGGGUAUGAUCCUGCACAGUAUCACGCGCUGUGUGUACUUGCUGGAGAACGAGGCCUCUGCCUGCACUGCUGAGGACAUUGAUUUGGUGGGCAGCAUGCUGGAUGACAUGGACAACAGUGUCAAAAUCCAGGCCCUCAACACACUUAAAGCUUUCUCUGGCAUCAGAAAAUUCAGACUCAAAAUCCAGGAACACUCCAUCAAGGUACUGGAACUGGUCUCUACCAUCUGGGACUCAGAGUUGCACAUCGCAGGCCUCAGACUCCUCAACAACCUCCCACUGCCGGACUUCGUGCAUCCGCAGCUGCGACGGGUGAUGCCUGCCCUGAUGGAGAUUCUGCAGUCAGACUAUAUUCUGGCACAGGUGCAAGCCAUUCGACUGCUGAGCACCCUGGCACAGAAGCAGGAUCUUCUCUAUGAUAUUCUCAACUGCCAGGUACACCCCAACUUCUUGCACCUGUUCCAGUCCUCACAGCCAGGGAGUCUGCUGGUAGAAGCACUGGUGUUUGCUGAGCGGCUGAGUGAGGGCCGGAAUACCCCUCACUACCGAGCUGUGAAAUGGCAUUACAAUGAACAGUCUCUGCAUGAAGCUCUAUUUGGGGAUGAGUCCCGACUGGCAGACCGGCUGCUUGCCUUGGUCAUCCACCCUGAAGAAGAGGUUCAGAUUCAAGCCUGCAAGGUUAUCGUUAGCCUGCAGUGCCCCCCAGAUGUGUCGGUCCGGCCUUCCUCCUGCCAGCCCAGUCAUUCCUACUUUCAUAAUGGGGAAUAAAAUUAAGGAGAGUCAAUAAAUGAAUAUGGGAGAGUA